GCGGCGAGCGCAGACGGACGACCUGUGGAGCGUCUGCACAGAGCGACUGAAGACACACAGAGCAUGGAGAGCUGCACACGGCAACACUAGCUGUUCUGUGAUUGGCUGACUGCUGACAUCAGUGUAAAGAUGGCCCACCUCUUCCUCGCCAGUAAGAUCGCCAUGCCGGACGACCUCCACAGCAAAGCCGGCAGGAUCCCCAGAGGCGCCGUGAGGAUGCCGACAUCCAUCUCUGCCGAGAAGCUGAGCCGGGAGAAGGCCAGGAAGGACCGCGGCGUCGUCGUCGUGACGACACACGUCCCGCACGUCAACGAGAUCCAGCUGACGGCGGCCACAGGUGGCGCUGAAAUGUCCUGCUACCGCUGCAUGGUGCCGUUUGGCGUUGUCGUACUCAUCGCCGGAGUCGUGGUCACGGCGGUGGCGUACACCUUCAACUCGCACGGGUCCACCAUCUCGGUGCUGGGGCUGGUGCUGCUGUCUGCUGGACUGGGCCUGCUGGGAUCCAGCGCCGUCUGCUGGAGGAUCCGACUGAGGAAGAAGAGGGACAAGCGGAGGGAGAGUCAGACCGCCCUCAUGGCGAGCCACGGUUACUGCGUGGCCUGAGCGGCGUGGAGUUUAAGUUACGUUGGUGGUUCAGGCUGUGAACAUAAAAC
Plectropomus leopardus (leopard coralgrouper) is the source of this 653-nucleotide messenger RNA. The record is from RefSeq and is a predicted model, not a curated record. NCBI's taxonomy places the organism in Eukaryota, Metazoa, Chordata, Actinopteri, Perciformes, Serranidae.